AUGGUGCGUAUUCCAAUUAAAAAGCUUGUGAUUGAAUCCAAAGAAAUUUUGGUUCUCGAUGGUGGUCAAGGGACCGAGUUGGAAAAUAGAGGUAUUGAAGUUGCCAACCCUGUGUGGUCAACAAUUCCUUUUUUGAGUGAAUCUUUUUGGACUGACAGCUCGUCUAAGGAGAGGAAGAUUGUCGAAAGUGUUUUCGAUGACUUCAAGAAAUCAGGUUCCAAUAUAUUGAUGACCAUCACAUACCAAACUAGUUUUACAUCCAUCGUCGAAAAUACGCAGUUUAAGACUCUUGCCGAGUACAAUACCCUUCUAGAUCGAAUUGUCAAAUUUUCCCGUAGUUGCAUUGGCGAUGAGCGUUAUUUGAUCGGUUCUGUGGGCCCAUGGGGUGCUCAUGUUUGUUGUGAAUUCACUGGUAACUAUGGCCUUCACCCCGAGAGUAUUGACUAUUAUGAAUACUUUAAACCGCAAUUAGAUAAUUUCAAUGGACAGGAUGAAAUUGACUUGAUAGGCUUUGAGACGGUUCCUAAUUUCCAUGAGUUGAAAGCCAUUUUGUCCUGGGAUGAAACGAAGAUUGCCAAGCCAUUUUAUAUCGGAUUGUCAGUUCAUAACAAUGGUGUUCUUAGGGAUGGUACAACCAUGGAAGAAAUUGGUGAAUACAUCAAAGGCCUUGGAGAGAAAAUCAGCUCCAAUUUCUUGCUGUUGGGGGUCAACUGCGUGAGCUUCAACGACUCUAGUGACAUGGUGAAGUCAAUUCAUAAGGCUUUGCCGGAUAUGCCGCUAUUGGCCUACCCAAACAGUGGUGAGGUGUAUGAUACUGAAAAGAAGAUCUGGUUUGACAACAAGGACAAAUUGGAUAGCUGGGACUCAGUGGUAAGAAGCUAUAUCGACAAUGGAGCUAGAAUUAUCGGCGGCUGUUGUAGAACAAGCCCAAGAGAUAUCGCCGAGGUUUCAGCUGCUGUGAAGAAAUACAACAAAGUACAAGAGUGA
Molecule: messenger RNA, 987 nt
Organism: Torulaspora delbrueckii
Lineage: Eukaryota; Fungi; Ascomycota; Saccharomycetes; Saccharomycetales; Saccharomycetaceae
Product: homocysteine S-methyltransferase family protein
Exons: 1
Coding region: 1-987 (328 amino acids)
Source: RefSeq, a predicted model, not a curated record